GCAAAGAUGGCAAUUGUGGCUGCUACUCCAGUGCAUGUACAGGAUCUGUGAUCUCUGGGCAGCCUUAAAGGGUGACGAAGCAUAACGUCGUUCCUCUUUUAACUGGAAAUGAAGUAAAUGAAGUUGUUGCUGACAAGAUGGUGUUGAGAUACUUAAACUUGUUCAAGCUUGUUACAAUCUUUUCUGUUUAUGGCUUUACUGCGGCACCAGAAAAGCAACUGAUUUGUACAUCCGAUGACAUUGAUAUUUUAUAUAACUAUUGUGAUCCCAGGACUGAUACCUUCUUCUUUUCAGUGAAGCCAUGUUUGUUAAGGGGUCAAUCAGAAUGGCAGGGUACAAUUUUCUGGAUUCCAAAGGCUGAUUUGACGGUAGUAAAUGCACGCCUACGCUUGUGGAAUGGGCCUCUAAAAGCCCUUGAAUGGGAGAGUACGGUUUGUCAUGGUGUGGAUGAUGACUAUUCAUAUUGUGGAGCUCUAAAGGGAGAAACAAUCAACACAACUGUGAGAAUCAGAGGGUCUGGUUCAAGAUAUUUGAAGCUUUUAGAGGUGGGGGAAUACAUCGUUUCUCUUCAAGUAUUCUCAGGUCUCAAGGAGUUGAUGACUUGUGUGAAUUAUACAUUGAUCCUUAAGUAGUGACAACUUUGGUGAGGAGGUUUUGGUAAAUCACCUCACAGCACCUGAUCUAUUCUCUCUGAAACUGUGGAAUUGUGCAAUGGAUAUAAUGAGCUGAAAACAAAUGUGAUGAAGACAAAUGUUCAUUAUAAAUGAGGCAAUAUGAAGCUUUAGUAAGAUAUGUUGCUUUGACAAAGCUCCAAGUAAAGCAGUCUAUCAAAACUGCUUCACAAAACCAUGUUGUAGUCUUGCUUCUAAGAACGAAGGAAGUUGCUUUGUCGUCCUCGGUUUCAGAGCCCUUCUAGGCCACAAAGCUUGCACUGGGGAGGAGACUGAGGGAAGCCUGUGUACCAAGUGACUUUCUGGGCUAUCAUGAAGAACAAGUGGUGUUUUUUUCCUAAUACACUAAAAAAAGUAUUUUCAAUGGGCAACAGAAAGCACAAUGUUAACUUAGCCUCUGUGUUAAGCCAUCCAUGGUACAAGUCAUGGACGCAAAGAUACAGUCAUGGACGCAAAGUUGGAAUUAGAAAUGUAAGGAAAAUAAAGCUAUCAAGAUCAACUACCCUUCAGGGCUAUGUAUUAUG
This is a messenger RNA of Candoia aspera, 1195 nucleotides long. RefSeq names its product lymphocyte antigen 96 (gene LY96). Gene Ontology annotation, molecular function: Toll-like receptor 4 binding; lipopolysaccharide immune receptor activity; lipopolysaccharide binding. Gene Ontology annotation, cellular component: lipopolysaccharide receptor complex. The record is from RefSeq and is a predicted model, not a curated record. Bases 138 to 632 code for a protein of 164 amino acids. Gene Ontology annotation, biological process: toll-like receptor 4 signaling pathway; detection of lipopolysaccharide; positive regulation of lipopolysaccharide-mediated signaling pathway. NCBI's taxonomy places the organism in Eukaryota, Metazoa, Chordata, Lepidosauria, Squamata, Candoiidae. The transcript has 6 exons.